AUGGCUGGUCCACUUUUCCUUGGAUUUGACUUGAGUACGCAACAACUAAAGGCGCUAGCUAUUGACAGUGACCUAAAUGUUGCGACGGAAGCUUCCGUCCAGUUCGAUAAUGACCUUCCAGAGUUCAAAACGCAAGGCGGAGUUCAUAAACAAGAGGAUAGCCUUACUGUUACCGCCCCGACGUCGCUGUGGGUGAAGGCGUUUGAUCUUGUCUUGCAAAGACUGAAAGAAAAAGGCCUAGAAUUUAGAUCUGUAGCAUGUGUUUCAGGGACAGGCCAACAACAUGGAAGUGUUUAUUGGAAGAAAGGAGCGAAAGAAAUAUUGAGAACUUUGAAAAGUGGGAAAUCCUUGCAUGAGCAACUCAAGGUAGGGCAUUUCUCCCCUUCCUGGGGGUCCUGUAUAAAGAUUUGUGUAAUACCUUCCUGUGGGGUGGGGUACGCCCUUGUAUAAACCACAUGGGUGGUUUUUGCACUGUUUUGGUCUUAAAACGGGUAUAGACUUUGUCCAUUUUGGUCUGGAAUCAGGUAUGGUUUUCGAGGAAACUAUGGGAGUGCAAUGAACGUAUUUACCUUGAAAACAUUUAGGCGAUUCCCAAGAAUUUUCACGAAACAAAAAAUUGUUACCAAUAGUUUCCCAUGAUCUCUGGGCACGGAACCGAAAAAAAAUUUUCCAUGGGAUUUAAAAUCCUAGGGCUUGCGGCUGUUGGUUGUAAUUGGUUGAUUUCUAUCUAUGUUGUUUAUUUCAAUUAUGAUUGACAACUAACUUUCUCGCAAUGUAUUGGUAUUUUCCCAUAAUCCGAUUGGCCAACUGUGUCUAGUUGGCCCUGGUUAUAGUAGUCGCACUGUAAUUUCUUGAAAAUGGAAAACUGUAGAUUUCAUACAUGUACAUGUAUGUUAGUUUGUUGUUAGUUGUGAUCAAGCCACGAUUAGGAAAAUGCAUAAUGCACUAUAUGCAACAUUAUUAUAGUUUACAUUUUACUUACUAUCUUUUUUUCUCAUUGACUGUGCAAUGAAUGAUUUCCAAGACCAACGUCAAAUUGUGUUCUGUGUGAUGAUUCAUUUUCAGUUUUUGUAAUAAUAAUUCAAAACAAUCAAGGUACCCUGCUGCUGCUAUGGUAGCCCAUACUUUUCUCUCAUUGCUGGACAAAGCAAAUGCUGUCUCUGUCAAGAAAGACCGUUGAGAUCCAGGAAUCUCGUGACCAUGGUAACAUGAUGUCACACUUCUCGUCUCUAUUAUUGGCAGGAAGUUUGCCUUUUGAGUGGCUUAUUAAUUUUAAGGAAGGUUCUUAUAUUAAUUUUAGAGUUUAUUCUCACUUCCCAAGUUAGUACUGUCAACUCCCUAAGAUGGACACCUUUAGACCAGAACUAUGUGUCCAUCUCAAAGAAAUAUCCAUCUUAUUGAGAGGCAGGGACCAGCUCUGGGUGUCCGUCUUAUAGAGGUGUCUGGUAAAAGAGAGUUGACUGUAUGAUGCUUCUAAUAAAACUGCAAUGACUGUCAUUAAAUUUGAAAUAGGAUUCUUUUGCUGUCAGUGAAUCACCAAUUUGGAUGGAUUCAAGUACAGGGACUCAGUGCCGAGCCCUAGAGGCUGCAGUAGGUGGGCCACAGAACCUGAGCAAUAUAACAGGAUCCAGGGCUUAUGAACGUUUCACAGGAAAUCAAAUUGCAAAAAUAUACCAGACAAAUUGUGAUGUAUACAAUACUUGUGAAAGAAUAUCCUUGGUUAGCAGCUUUGUAGCAAGUCUUUUGAUUGGUGACUAUGCACCUAUAGACUACAGUGAUGGAUCUGGUAUGAACCUAAUGAAUAUACACAGCAAAACUUGGGAAGAUAAAUGUCUUGAGGUUAGUUGUCUUUUUAUAAGAUUUUGGAGUAAUGGAUAAAUCUGGGACUGAAAAUUUAGUAGUGAUAUACUUAAAGCUUGCUCUGUGGACACCUGUUUAAUAAAUACACCUCAUUAUUACAGACAGUUUGCUUAGUCUCUUGGGAAAGAAAGCCCUUACAUUUUCUCUAAAUUCAACCUGCUUAACCCAUUCGCUCCUGAACUGCCUGUAACCACCCGUGCGGAUCCACGUCCUUUCUACCCUUUGUGACGUCAUCAGUUUUAACGGUCAAGGACAACUUUGUCCACUAACUUGUGCAGAGUGAAGAGAUCUUUCAAACCAUACCCAGAGAUGCUAACCUCUGGAGACCUAAAAACGGGAGACUGUCUUUUUUUCACUACCCCCCCGGAAUUUCAAUGACCCCCGGAAUUUCAAAUUGACCCCCUUAGGACAUUAUAAUAUUAAUGAUGUCUUACAUGAUGUACAUACUAUCAAAAUUCUAAAUCAUCGUUCUGAUGCUAGAAAUUAAUAAUCUUUGUCAAUGACUAAAUAUGUGCAAGAAUGCCCCAGAAACCAUACUGCGAAUAAGAAAAAUUCAAGUUUUGAGCUAAAAAUGGGCUAAAUCUCAAACUAAGUCUGUUUUAUUUUUCACUAAGUAUUCAAUAUUUAUAGUGGACGUAAAAAGCAGGAGAUUUAUGUACCAAAGCGGGAGAGCGGGAGACGAGGCAAAAAAGCGUAAGUCUCCCGCCAAAAGCGGGAGAGUUGGCAUCACUGCAUACCAGAAUGAGCAGAAUUCAGUCAAGGACACUGGAGAAAGAAGCAAAAAACCAUGUGACAUUGACCUGAAAAUCUCCAUGAAAAUCUUGUUCCAUUGCUCACCUACCUUUCCUUUCACCUAAUCCUAAGAUCCUAAAAGCUUUUCUAAAAACUCUUCCCAACAAAACGAAGCCUACUAAAUGCCCAGCAAGAGAAAAAAAAAUGAGGCAAGAAAAGCGAAAAAAGAGGGAGGAGAGAAAGCGAAAAGUAAAAGUCAAGACCGCUGUGUCACCCUUAAACCCAAAAACCAUCUCGAAAUGUUGCUUUCUGUGCAUGCCCAAACUUCGCAGCUGAUAUUUUGGAUAAGAAGGCCGCGAAGUGUACGACCUGUAAACUGGUUUGUGGUAAGUUUUAGCUCUUUAUAGCACGACAGGGACCAGAAAACCACUUGACUAGCUUCAAAAUGCGUUUUUUGGCAAAAUCUCCAGGAGCGAAUGGGUUAAUAUAGGACAGUCUUUCUACGACCCCCUCAGUGUCCAUAUUACCGGGGUGUGAAUCUAUAUUAGAGUCUUUUCAACGACACAUCAAUAUCAUUAUGAUAGUUAUGACAGUAACAAUUCUGUAGGGCACCAUUUUCUUUCAAGUGCAUGACCUUGGAAGGUUUUUGACUUAAUUCAUGCCAAUCAUAAUUUUUAUCUUUAAUUUUUGUAACUUGAGUACUGUAGUCAACAUCCACUUUCUAAUUUUGUUUUUUGUUGGGUGCCCUGUGAAUACUGGGGAUAGAAAGAGUCAACUGUAGUUCUAUAUGCUGGAUAAAUGUAGGUUUUGAAUAAGUGAACGUUUUUCAGUGAAUUUGCACUCUCCUUCAGUAUCUCUUAUGAUGAAUAGCAGUAAGGUCCUCCCAUUCUUUUGUUAUUGUGACAUAAGGCCUGGUUCUCAUAUGCCGCCGAUGCACCUGCAAGGUGGCCCCCAGUACUGCCUGGGAUAUUGCUCCAAUAAGAGAACAGAAGUGGCUGGCGACAUUGGUCAUCCCAGUCUUUACUGCCAGCAUGCCUGCGAAGUUGACUCAAGUUCUACUUCACGGGCAUGCUGGUGGUAAAGCUCUGCGAUGACUCUAGUGGCUGGCAGUACACGUUCUUAUUGGUUUGAGAAGUACCCCAGAUGGUACCGGUGGCUACAUCGCAGAUACAUCGGUAGCAUAUGAAAACCAGUUUGAAGUGCCUAGUGCAUCAUGAUUUUGUUACUUUUCUUGCAGGCAUGUGCUCCAGAUUUAAAAGAAAAGCUUGGUGAUCUUGUUCCCUCUUAUGAAAUAAUUGGAUCGGUAUCACAGUACAUGGUUGACCAGCAUGGGUUUAAUCCUAACUGCAAAGUUGUGGCAUUUACAGGUGAUAAUCCAGCUUCUUUGGCUGGGAUGAGACUCAAGGAAGGAGAUAUUGCUGUAAGUCUGGGCACUAGUGACACACUGAUGCUAUGUUUCAAGACUCCCAAGCCUGCUCUUGAGGGGCACAUAUUCGUCAAUCCAAUUGAAGGUACUACUUGUACCAUUUUGUUUCUUAUCUGAUAGCAGAUCAUCCUUGUUUUCACUUUUUACCUUUAUCUUUGAAGAAGUGGGUGGCAGCGCGCAAAGAAAGUAGUGUCUGAUAGCCUGGGGCUAGUGGAUUUUGCUAUUGGGCUAGUGAACUUUGUUCUUAACUUGCCUGACAGGCAAGUGAAGUUUUUUGAGGAACUCAAAUUACAGAAGAACUGUGAAAUCAUUUCUGCUCAUCAAAAUGUUUUUGGAGCUAGUUGAAAUGACGUUUGGGCUAGUAUAUUCUAUUUUCAGCUUGCCUGAAUGGCAAGCUUUAAAAAUGACUUUCUUUGCAUCCUGGGGUGAGGAGGGUGGUAAAAUGAGUGCACCAUUGACCUCAUGUUUGUUACUGAAAUGAUAACCAUUUCAAGAUACUGACGUAAUAAUUAUGAGAAUGAGUUUCCUUUUAAUACCUUUCAUAACAUUUGAAGAAGCCAAGGAAAUGGGGAAAGCCUUGGUUGACUAGAUUUUGGAGGAAAUAACUUUAUUGUCAGCCUCAGUAUCACAUUGGUGUCCCUUCUAUGUCUACUGUUAUUAAAACUAAGGCAGCCAGGUAAAUUUCUUAUCUUCCUAACCUCUUAAUAAUAUUUAUCAUAAUAAUUAGAGGCCAUGUUUAAUACUAUUGUUAUAUUUUAAUACUAGAAAAUGGCUACAUGGCCCUUCUUUGCUUCAAAAAUGGCUCCCUUACUAGAGAGUCCAUAAGGAACACAUCAGCUGAGGGCUCUUGGGAGGCCUUUGAAAAGGCUCUUAAAAGAACCAGUCCUGGUAAUGAUGGUAAAAUUGGUAUUUACUUUGAUGUAAUGGAAAUAACACCAUUUGCUGUGGGAACCCAUCGUUUUAAUGAAAAGGAUGAAAGAGUGGACUCAUUUGCAAAGGAUGUAGAAGUCAGAGCACUUAUUGAAGGACAGUUUAUGGCCAAGAGAGCUCAUGCAGAAUCCCUUGGGUACACGUUAGGUAAGGAAAAGCACUGGCAGAUGCAUACUGCUUCUUUUUGAAGCAGGCAACUCAUCAAUGCCUUUUUCUAUUUUACCCUGGCCUUUGAUCAUUACCAGAGUCAAGAAUAUAUUAUUUUAUUAAAAAGACUUGUUAUGACAUGCUAUGACAUCUUCCCAUGUUGUGUCAAGACUAUUGAAAUUACUAAAAAUAAAUGUAGGAAUUUCAUGAAAAUUUUAUUUUAUUUUUUGUAGGUCCAAGUACAAGCAUCCUUGCUACCGGAGGUGCGUCAUCAAAUCUGGGCAUACUUCAAGUGAUAGCUGAUGUGUUUAAUGCUCCAGUGUAUACUAUCAAAGACACUGCCAAUUCUGCAUGCCUAGGAUGUGCUUAUUGUGCUAAACACGGUUUAGAGAGGGCAGAGAGGGGAGCAUCUUUUAUGGGUGUGGUCCAGGCUGCACCUCCUUACAGUUUGGUGGCAGAACCACGUGGCAAUGCUCACAAAAUCUAUGAUCCAUUGACAGCUAGGUACAAGAAAUUGGAAGAAAGUAUUGUAGUUGAUAGCCAUCUACAAUCUAAGAAAGCUAAACUAGAAAGCUGAAAGUAUUUUUUAACCAAAUAAAUCUGGAUUAUCUAGUUUGUGCAAUUCAAUAACUUUCAAGGCAGAAAAAUAAUAUAUCUUGAUAAUGUACUCUCUGA
Molecule: messenger RNA, 5770 nt
Organism: Porites lobata
Lineage: Eukaryota; Metazoa; Cnidaria; Anthozoa; Scleractinia; Poritidae
Source: the annotation of a GenBank genome assembly